Messenger RNA from Mercurialis annua (annual mercury), 2266 nucleotides. RefSeq names its product ATP-citrate synthase beta chain protein 1. Gene Ontology annotation, molecular function: ATP citrate synthase activity. The record is from RefSeq and is a predicted model, not a curated record. Gene Ontology annotation, biological process: fatty acid biosynthetic process; acetyl-CoA biosynthetic process; tricarboxylic acid cycle. The transcript has 17 exons. The coding region runs from base 179 to 2005 and encodes 608 amino acids. Lineage: Eukaryota; Viridiplantae; Streptophyta; Magnoliopsida; Malpighiales; Euphorbiaceae. Gene Ontology annotation, cellular component: cytosol.
CGUGAGUAGCUCCCUCGCUCUCUCUCAUGGUCGUUGCUGCAGCGUCUCUAUAUAAUUCCCUCUCCUUCCGUCUACAAAUUUUCACCCAUUCCUCUCUUUCUCCAAUCGGCGAUAUCCUCGAGGCCAACUCGGAGUGACUCAGUCUGGUUCAGGUGUGUUUGAGUGAGUGUAUUACAGUAUGGCUACCGGUCAACUCUUCUCUCGUACUACACAAGCUUUGUUUUAUAAUUAUAAGCAGCUUCCUAUCCAACGCAUGCUCGAUUUUGACUUUCUUUGCGGAAGAGAAACACCAUCAGUGGCUGGAAUUAUUAACCCAGGCGCGGAGGGAUUCCAGAAAUUGUUUUUUGGUCAAGAGGAAAUUGCAAUUCCUGUACAUUCAACUAUUGAAGCUGCUAGUGCUGCACACCCUACCGCUGAUGUAUUUAUAAACUUUGCAUCAUUUAGAAGUGCGGCUGCAUCAUCCAUGGCUGCUCUGAAACAGCCUACUAUUCGAGUUGUAGCUAUUAUAGCCGAGGGAGUUCCUGAAUCAGAUACCAAACAGUUGAUAGCAUACGCACGGGCCAACAAUAAGGUUGUCAUUGGCCCAGCUACUGUUGGAGGCAUUCAGGCUGGAGCUUUCAAAAUAGGUGACACUGCUGGAACAAUUGAUAACAUAAUUGCUUGUAAGCUGUACAGACCUGGAUCUGUUGGAUUUGUCUCCAAAUCUGGUGGCAUGUCAAAUGAACUAUACAGCACUAUUGCCCGUGUAACAAAUGGCAUUUAUGAAGGUAUUGCUAUUGGAGGAGAUGUGUUUCCAGGCUCCACCCUUUCCGAUCAUGUGUUGCGAUUUAACAACAUUCCACAGAUUAAGAUGAUUGUUGUACUUGGGGAACUUGGUGGACGAGAUGAGUAUUCCCUUGUUGAAGCCCUCAAACAGGGAAAGGUGAACAAACCAGUAGUUGCUUGGGUCAGUGGAACUUGUGCACGACUUUUCAAAUCAGAAGUACAAUUUGGUCAUGCUGGUGCUAAGAGUGGAGGUGAGAUGGAGUCUGCUCAAGCAAAAAAUCAGGCACUACAGGACGCUGGAGCUGUUGUUCCCACUUCAUAUGAAUCUUUUGAGACUGCAAUUAAGGAAACAUUUCAGAAGCUGGAGGAAGAGGGUAAGAUUUCAGCUGUAAAGGAGGUUAAACCUCCACAAAUCCCCGAGGAUCUUAGUUCUGCAAUUAAGAGCGGCAAAGUUCGGGCACCAACUCAUAUCAUCUCUACAAUCUCUGAUGACAGAGGUGAGGAGCCAUGCUAUGCUGGUGUGCCCAUGUCAUCCAUCGUUGAACAAGGCUAUGGUGUUGGUGAUGUCAUCUCACUUUUAUGGUUCAAACGUAGCCUUCCACGUUACUGUACCCAUUUUAUUGAGAUUUGUAUCAUGCUAUGUGCUGACCAUGGUCCCUGUGUCUCUGGUGCACACAACACUAUAGUAACAGCAAGGGCAGGAAAGGAUUUAGUUUCCAGUCUCGUCUCAGGUUUGCUCACAAUUGGUCCCCGAUUUGGUGGUGCCAUUGAUGAUGCUGCUCGAUACUUGAAGGAUGCUUACGACAGGGGCCUAACUCCCUACGAGUUUGUCGAAGGCAUGAAAAAGAAGGGUAUUCGCGUUCCUGGAAUUGGGCACAGGAUCAAGAGAGGCGACAACCGAGAUAAAAGAGUAGAGCUGUUGCAGCUGUUUGCACGCACACAUUUCCCUUCUGUGAAAUACAUGGAGUAUGCCGUUCAAGUAGAAACCUACACAUUAUCAAAGGCUAAUAACCUGGUUCUCAAUGUUGAUGGUGCAAUCGGGUCCCUGUUUUUGGAUCUGCUUGCGGGCAGCGGAAUGUUCACCAAACAGGAGAUUGACGAAAUUGUUGAGAUUGGGUAUUUGAAUGGGCUCUUUGUGUUGGCACGUUCCAUUGGUCUCAUCGGGCACACCUUCGACCAAAAGAGAUUGAAACAGCCACUGUACCGUCACCCAUGGGAGGAUGUUCUGUACACCAAGUGAGAAAAGAGGGGUGAUUUACAGAGUUUGCAAUUUACGGAGAUGUCGGUUCAGUUAUUAGAUUAGAGUUGUACUGUUGAUUUGUAACUUUGUAUCAGAAGUUUUAAUUUAGAGUGUUCCCAAUCAUUUAUUUAGAGAAAUGUCGCCAUAAGUUCCUAGAUUCAGGUUUCAAAGAGCAAUAAAAGACAUCGUAUGUAUCUGCAAAAAAAUGUUGAUCGCUAUUGUACUUUUUAAGUUUUCAUUUAAGUUUUUCGUUUUGGGGCA